UCAUCAUCAUCAGGAGAAGCAGACGGCGAGAAGAGUGAGAGACAGAAAAAUGGCAGGGCUAGGCGGCCUACACCGGGCUGCCUCUCACCUCUCUCGCCACCUGACCAGACUGAGGGGCGUGCAGGCUGCCAGACACACCCAGGGACAUGCCGCCCUCCUACACACCACACCUGCCCUGGACGCUGGAGUAUUUGGUAAGGAUGGGGAUGAGGAUGAGGGUGUGUCCUUCAUGGAGGAACUCUUAGAAGCCCUCACAGACAUGGGGACUCAUUAUACCCCAGAGGUUAAGGAAAGCAAUCAAGUCACCCCUCACUCAAGCCCAGCGCACCAUAGAGACACAGGCUUGGGUAGUGAAAAGGUGGAAGUGAAGGAACAUAGUGCAGGUUUAGCAAUGUGUGAUAGUGAGACAUACAGAAUUACCCAUACUCUUCAUAUGAGUCAUGACGACCAUGCCAGUGCCUCAGACCAGCAGCUGGCAGUCACAGUAGCCAUCACACAUGAGGAGGACAUGGUGCAGCUGCAGAAGGAGGAACUGGAAAACAUCGGCAAGGAGUCACAUUCAUUGGAGAGUCUUCCCACAGUCCCAGAGCACCUAGACUCCAUACACGAGGACCACCAAUUGGCAGGUCCCACUCGAAUCAUGCCAAUAGAAGCAGCAUCUCAGAUUGACCCUCACCCCAUUGACCUGACCUCAGAUCUCACAGAAAUUCAGAGAGAGAACCUGGAGAACUUUGCCACUGAAACCACAGAGACCGCAACAGACUUCUAUAAUGUGACAGAGGAAUAUUAUGAAGCCUCUCAAGAGGAAAUAGAAAAGGACUUGCUUGAGUGUGAGGAGAGAGAGGUAGAGCAAGGAAGUGCUGACUAUCUGGCAGCUGUGGGCGCUAGUUCUGUUCCUCAGCUCCCAGACGACAGUAAAGAUAUAAAGGUGGGGACAGUGAUUGCCCUGAUGGUGGCUGAGGGGGAGGACUGGAAAGAUGUGGAGAUGCCCAGUACAGAAGAAACAGGAUCCACACCCACAUCCCCUACUGAGGAGACCCCAAGGAAGGCAGCAGAGGCAGAGGCUGGCCAUGGCAACUUUGGCCCCUCGGUGAGACUGUUGCUGGAGCAGUAUGGCCUGAGGGAAGGGGACGUCCCUCAUGGCGGCCCUCAUGGCAUCCUGGUGAAGGGGGACGUGCUGCGCCUCAUCAAGGAGAGGAACCUCACGCCCAAGGCACCAGAGUCAGUUCCUCCACCUGAGGCACCACAGCCUGCUGCCGCCACUGCCACUGCCGCACCAUCACAGCCACCCCUUCCACCCGCCCCGAGCACCGUGGCAGGGGAUGGAUAUACGGACGUGGAGGUGACCAACAUGAGGAGAACCAUUGCAAAGAGGCUCACACAAUCAAAGAGUGGCAUUGCUCACUCCUACGCCACCAUGGAAUGCUGUAUGGAUAGUCUGCUCGAGCUGAGAAAGCAGUACAAGGCGGAUGGUGUCAAUGUCAGCGUUAAUGACCUCAUCAUCAAGGCAGUGGCCGUGGCCCUCACCAGGUGUCCUGAGAUGAACUGCGUGUGGCAGGGAGACCAGCUGAAGACUGGCGGCCCAGUGGAUGUGAGCAUUGCUGUUGCCACCCCGGCUGGCCUCAUCACCCCAAUAGUGCGAGGGGCAGACACCCGGGGCCUGGAGGAUAUUGCAGCCACCGUGAGGGACCUCGCCACCCGCGCCAAGGCUAACAAACUGAAGCUGGACGAGUUUCAGGGAGGAACCUUCACCAUCUCCAACCUGGGAAUGUUUGGCAUCCGGGAGUUCAGCGCCAUCAUCAACCCUCCCCAGUGUGGCAUCCUGGCUGUGGGGGGUAGCCGUCUGGUGCCAGAUGAAUCAGGAGUGCCGGUGACCCUCAUGGCUUCCCAGCUCUCCUACGACCGUGGUGCCGUGGAUGACCUGGUGGCGGCGGAGUUCCUCAGUGUCCUUAAGUCCAUUCUGGAGAACCCCAAUUCCAUCCUCCUGGGCUCCUAUGCCUCCCAGCCGGGCCAGCCCCAUCCCCUUGCUGCCCUCCUCUGAGCUCAGUACCACAACCUGAAGGCGACAGACUUUUUUGUUACUGUGCAGAUGUAUAAAGGUUUAUGUUCCAUCAUCUUUGGUUCUCAGAUGUGUGGAGUGAGUUAGCACAAUAAGAAUUUAUGUACAGUCAUAUUACAGUUUCUUCUACCUAUCUAUGAGACUGAGAAGGACUUGUGGGGAGUCAGUUAAGGGGAAAAUGAGUUCUUUUCUGCAAUUUCUAAUAUCUGUGAGGCUAGAAAAAUCUUUGUGGGAGGGGAAAGCAAGUCAUCUUUUUAGAAUUUCUUUGAGGCUCAGAAAGGCAGAAAAGGGAGGAAAUCUCGCUGGAAACAUGAAAAGCCAUCCAGUCUUUAUAAUAGGGACAAUAAACAGGUCAAAAUCCCAUGAGAAUUCAGUUGGCCCUGAUUACUUUUUUGCCUAUCUCACCCAAGGGAAACAAAGCCUCGUGUCCUUCACAAUCUGUUCCCCCAGUUCAUUCACUCUUGUACGUCUUUCCUUUUCUGGUCACACCACCACUCCCAAAGCAACACUGGGUACACAAUUUGGUUACCUUUAACUCUGAAUUGUUAUUGUAUAUAUUGUAAAGGUUCUAUAUUAAAUUAUAAAACUGAA
This is a messenger RNA of Portunus trituberculatus (swimming crab), 2650 nucleotides long. RefSeq names its product pyruvate dehydrogenase protein X component, mitochondrial-like. Lineage: Eukaryota; Metazoa; Arthropoda; Malacostraca; Decapoda; Portunidae. Bases 50 to 2041 code for a protein of 663 amino acids. Gene Ontology annotation, molecular function: acyltransferase activity. Gene Ontology annotation, biological process: pyruvate decarboxylation to acetyl-CoA. Gene Ontology annotation, cellular component: pyruvate dehydrogenase complex; mitochondrion. The record is from RefSeq and is a predicted model, not a curated record. The transcript has 9 exons.